AUGUUUUAAAUCUUUUAUUAUGUUUUUUUUGGAGUGGCAAAUCAUAGGUUUGAAUAUGGAUUUGUCGAUCACUUUAGCUACAAAGCAAAUACAAAUUUAAUUUUAUACUUAAGUUAAACCCCAUUUAGAGAAGAAGAAUAUUUUAUUCCUUUUUAUUAGUAGUUCACAUAAGUACCUGAUGUGUACUUAAAUAUUGUAAAGCUUGAUUUGGAAUAUACAUUUCCUUAAGGAUAUUCGUUAGAUAUAAUCAGUAUCAGCACUGUAGGUGAUAGCUCUUAAUUUAUUUUAUAGGAUUUAAAAUAAAGAUAGUCUGUGAGAGUCCAGAACGAUUUUAUCGAGUUGAAUUUAACUGGUUUGCAUUCGAUGAUGAAAGAGUCUAAGUUAUAAACAAUUUUAAUAUAACUAAUCCAAAAUCUUCAUAUAUACAUACUUACUAAAAAGAUUGUAAAAUUAAUAUUGUAAUCUCCAAUUUUGUUAGUUAUUAUGCUUUAGGUUCUUAAUUUAAUAAUUUGACUGUAUAUAAAAUAUAUAAUUUAGGGAUUAAUAUUAACACCCGAGACUGUGACUAUAAGUUUUUAUAUAGAAAACCUUAAAUAAAUUGGAUAUCAAAUAUUAUUGAGUAGAUCAGAUAUUUUUUUAAUUGGCCCAAUUAUAACAAGCAUUUAACCUGAUGGAUCAAGUUAAGUUGUUAAUUUUCCAUCUGAAUGGGGUAUAUAAAAUUGUUAUUUAAAUCUUUUGGGAUUUAAACAUGAUGGAUCUGAUUUAAAUAUUAGAUUAUUGGCAUUAGUUACAUAUUCAUCUCAAAUUACUGUUGGAUUUUAUCCUUGUAAUCAAUUAUCAUUAUUUUUAGGGGGUCCAACUAUCAUUUUAUCAAUCUAAUAUAAUCAUUUUUGUAUUAAUGAUCCAUAUUUUGAAUUAGCUAUUUUCAAAGGCUUGAUGUAAUCUAGAUUUUUUGAUCCAUUAGAUUAAAUAACUACUCAUAUUGAAAUUUAGGAAAUAAACUACUCUUAAAAUAAUUUUUUUGAAGAAUAAGUUAAGAUAGCAAAAGAGAUUGAAUCUAUAAAGAUUAUAUUUUAUUGGAAAUGCUUAGAUAAGGAGGUAUUAAAGGUAACAAUAUUUUGUACUGAUGAAUGGUGUACUUAGACUACAAUCAAAUGCGAUAUCAAGAAAAUUAAUAUAGUAAGGUUAUAAGCAAAAUUUUCAUUAAACUAAAUUUCAGAGCAAUAUAUUAAUAUAGCUAAGACUUCAGUUUCACUGUCUGCUUCAUAAGUUUUUUAAGAUAAAAAUUUAUUUGAAUAAGUGUUAUUUAAAAUAGAAAUAUAAUGA
Paramecium pentaurelia is the source of this 1326-nucleotide messenger RNA. NCBI's taxonomy places the organism in Eukaryota, Ciliophora, Oligohymenophorea, Peniculida, Parameciidae. The record is from the annotation of a GenBank genome assembly.